AGAAAACGUUAGAUCAUGCGAAGGUUACCUCAGUUUCUUCUCCACACCUGCGAAAAUGGCGGAUUAAUAUUAAUAGUUUUAUUUAUAUCUGAUCCAUUUAUAUAAAAUCAUCUUUCGCCAUUUUUAUACAGUUAUUCGGAGAUCUAAUUUGCCAAAGCUCCAAUUCUAUAUUCAACCGUUUGUAUAUAUAUACGUGCGCGGUUGUAUUUCGCUGAUCGGCUCUCUCUCUGUCCCGUUAUCUUGAGAUUUGGCGGUUGGGGAGAAAUGAGAUGAAUGUUGCCAGAUCAUAAUGAGAGCCAUGGUCAGGAAGCGCUUCUCUACCUGAGGGAGAACUGAACCCAAUGGAUUCAGCAAAGAGUUGGUUCCAAAAAUUCCAGCCACGAGAUCGGCUUAGGUCAUCCACGAGGAGGAAGGACUCAAUGGGCAGCGGACGUGAAGAACCUGAGGAAGAGCUAUCGGCCGAGGAAGCUUCGAACCUCACGAAGCAGAGAGUUGCUGCCGCAAAACAGUACAUCGAGAAUCAUUACAAGGAGCAGAUGAGGAAUCUUCAGGAGAGGAGAGAGAGGCGAAGUUUGCUUGAGAGGAAGCUAGCUGAUGCUGAUGUGUCUGAGGAAGACCAAAAUAACCUAUUAAAGUUUCUAGAGAAGAAGGAAACUGAAUAUAUGCGCCUUCAGAGGCACAAAAUGGGAGCUGAUGAUUUCGAGUUACUGACAAUGAUUGGGAAGGGUGCUUUUGGAGAGGUUAGAGUUUGUAGAGAAAGGACAACAGGUUCAGUGUAUGCAAUGAAAAAGCUCAAGAAAUCAGAAAUGCUUCGUCGAGGCCAGGUUGAACACGUGAAGGCUGAGAGGAAUCUCCUUGCGGAGGUUGAUAGUAAUUGCAUAGUCAAAUUAUAUUGCUCCUUUCAAGAUGAUGAGUAUUUGUAUCUUGUCAUGGAAUAUCUUCCGGGUGGGGAUGUAAUGACUUUAUUAAUGAGGAAAGACACGUUGACAGAAUAUGAGGCCCGAUUCUACAUAGCCGAGACAGUUUUGGCUAUUGAAUCUAUCCAUAAGCAUAACUACAUACAUAGAGACAUUAAACCUGACAACUUGCUGCUUGAUAGACAUGGUCAUUUACGACUAUCGGAUUUUGGCCUGUGCAAGCCUCUAGACUGUAGUACAAUACAAGAAGACUUUUCAGUCGGAGAUAACCAUAAUGAAACUUCAAGAAGUGAGGAUGGCUCGGUUCCAAAACGUACACAGCAAGAGCAACUACAGCACUGGCAGAAAAAUCGAAGAACACUCGCUUACUCAACUGUUGGUACACCUGAUUAUAUUGCUCCAGAAGUUCUUCUGAAGAAGGGUUAUGGAAUGGAAUGUGAUUGGUGGUCCCUUGGUGCCAUCAUGUUUGAGAUGCUUGUUGGAUAUCCACCCUUCUAUUCUGAUGAUCCUAUGUCAACAUGUAGGAAGAUUGUGAACUGGAGAACACACUUAAAGUUUCCCGAGGAAGCUAAACUUUCUUUGGAAGCAAAAGAUCUAAUUAGCAAACUACUUUGUAGUGUCCAUCAGAGGCUUGGUUCAAAAGGGGCGAAUGAAAUAAAGGCCCAUCCUUGGUUUGAUGGGAUUGACUGGGAAAACAUAUACCAUAUGGAAGCUGCAUUUAUUCCAGAGGUUAACGAUGAGUUGGACACCCAAAAUUUCGAGAAAUUCGAAGAGUCUGAAAACCACAAUCUAACUUCGUCAAGAUCGGGUCCGUGGAGAAAGAUGCUUUCAUCCAAAGACAUUAACUUUGUCGGUUACACAUACAAGAACUUUGAAAUUGUGAAUGACUACCAAGUUCCUGGAAUGGCUGAGCUAAAGAAGAAAAACACCAAGUCAAAGAGGCCGACAAUCAAAGCACUUUUUGAGGACGAGUCGGAAACAUCUGAGACAGUGGAUCAAUAAAUACCAAAAUAUGUUACAGAAAUUUGCUUUUGUUUUUCUUCCUCUCUUCUAAUUGCUAACAUUUACUGAGAGGUGCUGAUUAGCAUAUAAAUAUGUUGGUUAUAAUAUUUUUUUGUUCUUUUUUUUUUUUCAACCUGUUUAAAACCUCACAAUGAAAAGGAAAUAGGAGAGACAAGAAGAAGUACAUAUGCACAAACACAAAGCCCGCGUGUAUGUAUAUAUAGAGAGGUACAAAUAGAAAAAAUUAUUAUUAUAUAUAUAUU
Messenger RNA from Striga asiatica, 2182 nucleotides. Lineage: Eukaryota; Viridiplantae; Streptophyta; Magnoliopsida; Lamiales; Orobanchaceae. The record is from the annotation of a GenBank genome assembly.